This is a messenger RNA of Lactuca sativa (garden lettuce), 1980 nucleotides long. Its product is annotated as F-box/LRR-repeat protein At3g59190. Gene Ontology annotation, molecular function: protein binding. The record is from RefSeq and is a predicted model, not a curated record. Lineage: Eukaryota; Viridiplantae; Streptophyta; Magnoliopsida; Asterales; Asteraceae.
AAAGAGGGGCGGGGGGUAAAGCCGCCAGUCCAAGUUCUUCCCUCGAACACAACCCCUUUCUUCGUUUUAACCGCCAUGCCAAAUUCCGGCAAAACUCUCGAUCAUUCUCUGAUAAAGAGUCUCGAACUGAGGCUCUAGAGUUCGUUAUGCGCAAUAUAUCAAAAACUCCUGACUCCGAUCAAAAUCUCCCAGAAAUUUUAGGACAAGUGAAUUCAAGAAACUAUCAAGCUGUUUGCCAGAUCAAUGACUCUUCAUAAGUUUAUUCGCUGUAAGCUGAAGUCUGUGUUUCUGAAAACAGGCAAAGGCCACGAACAACAUGAAAGUGGUGAUACGGUUGAUGAUAUCAGCAAUUUACCUGAUUGUAUUCUUCAUCAAAUUCUAUCUUUUAUUCCCACAAAAGAAGUUGUAAAGAUGUCCAUAUUGUCUACAAGAUGGAAGAACCUCUGGGCUUCUGCACCUAACAUUGAUUUUAAUGAUGGAUUGUUGUAUGCUAAAACAGUUGAUGGUCGGUGUCGGCCUGAGGUGUCUUCCUUCAUAAACUUUGUAGACAGAGUCCUCGCGUUGCGGGAUCCAUCAAAUAUGGAAAAAUUCCAUCUAUCAUGUUUUGUUUGCAACAAUGCAUCUAAAAUACAUUCAUGGAUUUCUUAUGCAAUCAUGCACAAUGUUCAGGAGCUUGAUUUAUGUCUCUUUGGAGUGGACCCAUUUGUGAUUCCUCGGUGUAUGCUUGAUAGCACACCAUUGGUAAGCCUGAAAAUAAAAAUGGAUUGUGUUAUUGAACUCCCAUCUCACGUUUCUUUUCCAUUCCUCAAAACCUUGCACCUAUCUUUAGUUCGGUUCCCAGAUGAUGCCUCUACAGAAAAACUUUUCUCAGGAUGCCCGUUUCUAGAAGAACUGGUUUUAUUAGAUUGCUACUUGGUGAACUUGAAUAACAUUGUGAUUUCUAGUUCCACCUUAAAGAGCUUGACCAUACAUGAUCUGCCAUAUUUUGGAGAAUUCGACGAUACUAGUGGCUGUAAUAUCAAGAUUGAUGCAGUAAAUCUUACAUAUUUUAAAUAUUUUGGAAACCUAUUAAAUGAUAUUCUAUUGAAUAAUGCCUUAUCCCUAAUCGAUGCAUGCAUUCACAUUCCUAUUCCCCAAGAGAGGGAAACAGAAGUCACAUAUCGAGCUAUUGAUCUACUCAAACAACUUCGAUAUGUUGUGUCUUUGAGGAUAUCUAAUCGCAUUAUGGAGUCUCUUAUAUUUGCAGAUAACAUGGUCCACUAUUCUCCGGUUUUUUCAAAUUUGAGGCAUUUAGUGUUGACUAUGGAAAGUGGGAAAUAUCCGUUUGGAGGUCUGAUGGAUCUGCUUUACUUCUGUCCAAUUCUACAAUCUAUUUGUCUUCUGGAGGGAUUCGGGCACCACAUGUGCCUUGGUGAAAACGAUCCAAUUUUGAUAGUAGUACCUAUAUGCAUGUUGAGUUGCCUCAAAAUAGUGACUUUCAAGAACUUUCAUGCUAAUGAUUCAGAAAUAUAUUUCCUCAAAUGCAUUUUGAAGUAUGCGUGUGUUUUGGAGAGGAUGGACAUCGUGUGGUCUAAGACUCGGCUACCAGAUCUAAAGAAGCAAGCACAAGCCAGGACAGAAUUAGAAACAAUCCAAAGGAGCUCUACAGCAUGUCACGUCAAGUUCUCAUGAAAUCUCAAGAAAACCGUGCAGACCGGAUUAAUAAGAUAAUAACAAGGUAUUGUGUUGGUAUGAAUACUCCUUAGGAGAAAUAAAUUUUGGAUAUCAACAUGUAUGGAAAAAAACAUAUGGAUGCCAAUGCUAUUUUUGGAUUUUGGAUGCUAAUCUUUGGUAUAGUAGAUGUAUGGUUGAUAACACUUGAUGUUACCGCUAGAUUUGAUUUUGUAUUCCAGCAUAUAAAACUUGGUUCCUUGGAUGACAUGUGGAUGAAGUUCUUUAAGUAUAUAUUUUUUAAAAAUUCAAGUGAUACAAGUUCAUGAA